AAAUAAUACUACUUGAGAUCAGAGGAUAACAAUGGCGGGUGUUUCGGACCCUCAGCCUGAUAAGAUUCUCAACUAUCCACAAAAUGGGGAACUGAUAUUUCUCUUUAGGAAGAAGUUGAUAAGCUAUGACUUUCAGAGAGCGUUGGUCCUCACGGCAUUUUCGAGCUACCACCUAAGAAGUCUUCCGGGGCUGCUGCUCGAUGUCAUCACCGGGGAUGGACUGAUGGUCUGGUGUUACACACCAGCUAUACACCGUGGUGUCGUGUUAAGAAGCCAUCGAGAUAUGCCCAAUUUCCAGUUCAAAAAAUCUGGUUGGGACCAAAUUGUUGCCGCGAAUGGAUUCCUCAUUGGACAACUAAUCGAUUGCUGGGCUCUAUAUGAUGCAGAGGAUGGUCUGCAUGGCAAUUUGAGCUUUCUGAUCCAACCGGUUGGCGACUGUGGGGUACCUCAUGAAGCUGCUUCUGGAGGAGCAGAAACAUCAAGUGAAAGUUAAAGAGGAUCAGCAUUCUGAACAAUGCUUAAGAAAUAUUCGACCCUAAGUGAUAGAUAGCUAGUUUUCUUUCUGUUCUCUCAGUUUUUAUGGUCUUUAGAAUGUGAUGAUAAUUGAGCGAUCAUUCUCUUAAGAAUUAGAUAACUGACUCGCA
Syzygium oleosum is the source of this 644-nucleotide messenger RNA. RefSeq lists its product as uncharacterized. The record is from RefSeq and is a predicted model, not a curated record. The transcript has 2 exons. Lineage: Eukaryota; Viridiplantae; Streptophyta; Magnoliopsida; Myrtales; Myrtaceae. The coding region runs from base 32 to 493 and encodes 153 amino acids.